This is a messenger RNA of Laetiporus sulphureus 93-53, 1473 nucleotides long. Its product is annotated as major facilitator superfamily MFS-1. The record is from RefSeq and is a predicted model, not a curated record. Bases 1 to 1473 code for a protein of 490 amino acids. The transcript has 9 exons. Gene Ontology annotation, biological process: transmembrane transport. Gene Ontology annotation, molecular function: transmembrane transporter activity. Gene Ontology annotation, cellular component: membrane. Lineage: Eukaryota; Fungi; Basidiomycota; Agaricomycetes; Polyporales; Laetiporaceae.
AUGCUGAGCACGCUGCCCACUGGGCGCAAGCUCACGCUGCUUUCCAUCUUCUGCUUCUCCCUCUUCCUUGACACGUUCAAUAACUCCUCUCUUUUUGCCGCUAUUCCGCCCAUCGCUCUUCAGCUCGACAUUCCCAAUAGUCAGAGCGCAUGGCUUCUGAGCGCUUACCAACUCACAUUUGCUGCUCUGCUCCUAGUCAGCGGCCGAGUCAGUGAUCUGUACAAUCCCAAAUGGGUGUUCGUCAUUGGCGCGUUCGCCAUGGGCAUCUUUGCGCUCGUGGCCGGCUUCAUUCGCAGCGAGGUGCCGCUCCUCUUAUUCCGAGCACUCAUGGGAGCAGGAGGUGCAUUAACCAUCCCGUCCGCCCAACACCUCAUUGUACACAUGUAUCCGGAUCCCGUGCAGCAGGCGAAAGCUGUUGCUGCAUUCGGUGGCAUGGGUGGCAUCGGAAUGGUUCUUGGCUUGAUCAUCGGUGCACUCUUUGUAUCGUACACGUCGUGGCCAUGGGUGUUCUAUUUUAGCUCAAUCGUCUCUGGCGUUAUCACGCUCUCUAUCCUGCUUCUCGUCCCGAACAUCAGCCGCACCGGCCAUACGAAGGAGUCUCGCACCGCCCGUGUGCUACGGUUCAAGCGUCUGGACAUUAUCGGUGUGACGAUUUUUGCAGUUGCCCUCAUCCUCUUCAUCUUCGCCGUCACCUCUGGUGCAACGUCUGGAUGGCGCUCCGCGCGAAUCAUUGUGCCGCUCAUCAUCUCCUUCGUCCUCUUCGUCCUCUUCUUUGUGUGGGAAGCGAAGAUCCCAGAGUCGUAUGCUGCACUUCCGCCCAAAAUGUGGCGCUACGAAAACUUCACGAUCCUCCUCGCCAUAUCACUUGUUCCAUUCAUGUGGUGGGGUUCCAUCUUUCCUCUUUUUGCGUGGUAUUGGGAGACAGUGUAUGGCUGGACGGCCAUCCGGAGCGCUGAGCAUUUCCUUCCCAUCGCUCUCGGUAUCUUCCCAACAUUGCCUAUUUCGGCUGGUCUGCAGUCCAAGCUGCGGCUGAAGUGGGUGAUUGCUAUCGGCUUCUUCUUGAUAACCGCCGGAACGCUCCUCCUCCCCUUCGCUGGUACGAAGGAACGCUACUGGCCGCUCGUCUUUCCUGGCUUUUUGUUAGGCACUGCGGGUGCAGCAUUGAUCUAUGCCACAACCAAUAUAGCAUUGCUUGCAGUCACGCCGUCGUCGGUUUCUGGCAUUGUCGCUGCCGUGUUCAUGUGCGUCCUUCAAGCUGGCGGGGCCACUGGAGUAGCAAUCGUGACGUCUAUACAGACCAGCGUCCAGAUCUCUCAUGGAGGUCCAGACGGGUUUGCAGGGCGCGCGGCUGGCCUCUGGUUCCUCGUCGGAAUUACUGGGACGAUGGGAAUUCUCUUCUUGAUUUUCAUGAAGGACACUGUUGGCCCUGUCGAUCCGACCGCUCCUCACGAGCAUAAGGAGAGUCUCCGAUAA